UUCCGCUUGUUUGUUGUCCAAGAUCUUUCUUCGAUAUUGUACGAAUAUGUAUCGAUUUGUUUCUUUUUUUUCCGCAUUUUAUAAUUAAGGAUGCGUCCGAAGCGUACUUGCGUUAAUGAAACGAAUGAAAGAAUUCGAAUAUAUUCUGAAUGGGCCAAUUCGCAGCGUCAACGACAACCAUUGAAUGUGACUGUGGACAAUAGUCAACAAACUGAGCCGGCACAAGAGCAUGUGGAUGUACAAGACGAAGUUCAUCAAUCGAUCGAUAUUCAAUUUGAACAGUGUACACCAUGCACAGUUGGUUUGGAAGUCAUGUCACAGAACGAUUCUGGAACUCAGUAUUUCAAUCGAUACCGAGCCACAAAUACAACUGGAUCAAAAAGACGAAAAGUCAUUGAAUCGGAUGAUGAUGAUGAUGUUGUCGACGCACACAGUAAUGUCAUACACACACCUAGCUUAGUUUCGUCACAGUCUUCGACACAAUCGAAACGCGUACGAUUCGAUCAAAACAAUCGACAGCAGCAGCAACAACACUCAAAUUCGUUAAGCCGCCAUUCACCGAUCCACCAAAAUAUACAAAACGCCAGCACAUCGUCAACACAAAGUCAAAUCGAAAUGGAAUGUCAAAAUGUGUUUUCUUCCAUGACAAGAAUAAUAGCUUCGACCGCAGCACAUCGUCAAAUCGGUAAAAUAUUAAAAUCGCUUAAAAUUUAUGCCAUUUUUCCAUAUAAAAUCUCAAAAAAAACUAUUUAGCGAAGUAAUUUUUGAUGUGGCGAUCGUGAAAUCAUUGCUUGCCAAAUUAUCGAUCGAGAGAAAGACGAUACGGGCGCUGUGAAAGUGAAAAGCGUACGCAAUUUUAAAAUAUCCAUCAAGCAAUAUCAUUGGAUGACGAAAUUGCCACAAUUCAAGAAACAACGAGAUCGACUGGUUGGUACGCUUGAAGACGACAGAGCCGACGAUCGUGAGCGCAUCGAACGGGAAACUGAGAACCAUGUACAGCCGAGCAGCAGGACGAACGAUUUUGAAACGUACGCCGACUAUGUGUACGGCAGCGAAGCGUAUGUACUGACUAAUUUUUUGCAUUGGAUUGAAAUCCAUCCAACCAUUGGUGAAUUGGUGCGAAUGAUUGUGGCACAAGGGCAUGGUAAACAUACAUUUGUGUUUGUCGGCAAGGCGCCGUUCACCCAUGCAAAGGUUAUGUACGUACAAGUGUUCGUUUGCUAUUCAAAGCACUCGAACAACAUCCACAAUGUCCCGUGCGCUACGUGGAUGAAUAUCGAACAACAAAAUUAUGUAGCCGUUGCUUCAAUGUACUGGAAAAUGGUUCGAAGAACGGCCAAAAGACAAUGAUAACUCGAUUCAAAGUGUGUCGCCAGUGUAAACCAUCGCCAGAAGCACUGCCCGAUGGUGGUUCAUUCAUUUACAGCCACAAGAAUUCGAAACAAUUGAAGAAGCAGAAAAAAUAUCGACCACGGUAUUCGGACGAAGAUGGCCGCCAGCCAAAAGUCGAACUGAAACGCUUCAAUAUGAUCGAUGGAAUGCUUGUGCCAGCUGCUGAAAAUGCUGCGAUAUUAUCAGUGAAGAGGCCACGAACACAUUUGCGACGUCGGCGCAUAGAUGUCAUCACAUGGAAAUACAUACGAAACCGUGAUGAUAUUGUUGAUACGACAAAAGUCCGUUCGGUUACAUUAAAUCGAGACACUAAUGCCGGUACACCAAUAUUCAAUUUUCAUCGUACAUGUAUUUAGGUCAUUAUGAACUGUUGGGAAUAAAAUUGCCAGAUGCAUUCACAGUCGAUGCCGAGACACAAAACCAACAUACAGAGCGACGCUUCAAAGAAUUUGAUGAAAAUAAGCAUAAAAAGCAACAAAAGUAUCAAACAUCAAAAAAUUCCAAUGAAGCUGAAUACGAUUCGGAUCAGUCAUGGUGGUCGAUUUGAGCAACAGUGAAUUGUCUGACAACAGUGAUGAUAGUAAUGAUAGCGGUAGUGGUAGCGACGACGAUGGCGAAAACUGAGAAUAGCAUCGUUCACACACUACACUCGCUCAUUCAACAAAUCAACAAUCAAUCAAUCAACAAAUAAAUGAAAAAUUAAUUUAGUUUAAUUUAAGGAACGAUGUUAAUAGUUCUUAUCAUGAAGUCUGGCUAUUCAGCGUGGACUUUCGUAUUAUCUACCUGAUGGCUCUCGUCGAUGAAUAGAUCUUAAGUAACACAAAUAACCAGCAGCAGUCAAACUAAAAAAUAUAUUUGAGUGAAUAAAUCUUAAUAUACUGGUCAAGCCAAACGUAGUAUCAAUAAAACUUCUCAUGUUGUCACCGAAGGGUAUGUCACAUUCUGUGAAUUUCCUUUACAGUACUUACGUUGUUAUUGCAAAAUCAAAUAGUUGAAGACAGAAGAAGGGCAGUAAAUGAGAUGGCUUAUAUUUAAUAGAACCGUAAAUUAACAUCAAUGAAAUAGCGAUCAUACAAAUGCAGCCCAAAUCAACUUUCUCUGAAAAAAGAAGAGAUGUGGAAUCAUUACAUUACAAGAUUACAUACGAUAAUUAAGCGAAUAAUCGCGAUAAAGUAAUGGAGUUGGAAGCGUCUCCAAUCGAACGUCAUAAUCAUCAUGACCAUUUUCAAAUUCCUUCAUCAUAUAUGGAUUUCGGAUUAUUGCAGCUAAUAUUCCUAAUGUCAACACGUUUAAAAACUGUAAAUAA
Molecule: messenger RNA, 2698 nt
Organism: Contarinia nasturtii (swede midge)
Lineage: Eukaryota; Metazoa; Arthropoda; Insecta; Diptera; Cecidomyiidae
Exons: 3
Coding region: 91-753 (220 amino acids)
Source: RefSeq, a predicted model, not a curated record